This is a messenger RNA of Closterium sp. NIES-65, 1311 nucleotides long. The record is from the annotation of a GenBank genome assembly. NCBI's taxonomy places the organism in Eukaryota, Viridiplantae, Streptophyta, Zygnematophyceae, Desmidiales, Closteriaceae.
AUGGCGGAUGAAGACAUGGAGGAUUACGGAUUCGAGUACUCGGACGACGAGCCCGAGGAGCAGGAUGUUGACAUUGAGAAUCAGUACUACAACUCCAAAGGGCUAGUGGAGCGGGACACGGAGGCGGCGCUAGCGGGCUUUGCGGAGGUGGUGCAGAUGGAGGGGGAGAAGGGCGAGUGGGGUUUCAAGGCGCUGAAGCAGACGGUGAAGCUGCACUACAGGGAGGGGCGGGUGGCGGAGAUGAUGGCGGCGUAUCGCGAGAUGCUCACGUACAUCCGCUCCGCCGUGACGCGCAACUACAGCGAGAAGUGCAUCAACAAGAUCCUGGACGUGGUCAGCACCAGCCAGAACCUCGAGCUGCUGCAGGAGUUCUACCAGACCACGCUGCUGGCGCUCGAAGAGGCGCGCAACGAGCGGCUGUGGUUCAAGACGAACCUGAAGCUGUGUAAGCUGUGGUUCGACCUGGGGGAGUACGGCCGCAUGAGCAAGAUCUUGAAGGAGCUGCACAAGUCGUGUCAGAAGGACGAUGGCACGGACGACCAGAAGAAGGGCACGCAGCUGCUGGAGGUGUACGCCAUUGAGAUCCAGAUGUACACCGAGACCAAGAACAACAAGAAGCUCAAGGAGCUGUACCACAAGGCGCUGGCGAUCAAGUCGGCCAUACCGCACCCGCGCAUCAUGGGCAUCAUCCACGAGUGCGGCGGCAAGAUGCACAUGGCGGAGCGCUCCUGGACCGACGCCGCCACCGAUUUCUUUGAGGCCUUCAAGAACUACGACGAGGCCGGCGCUCAGCGCCGCAUCCAAUGCCUCAAGUACCUAGUGCUGGCGAACAUGCUCAUGGAGUCACAGGUGGAUCCGUUUGACGCACAGGAAGCCAAGCCGUACAAGAACGACAAGGAGAUUCUGGCAAUGACAAACCUAGUGGCUGCAUAUCAGCGCAAUGAAAUUCUGGAGUUUGAAAAGAUUCUCAAGAGCAACCGGCGUACGAUAAUGGACGAUCCGUUUAUCCGCAUGUACAUUGAGGACCUGCUCAAGAACAUCCGCACGCAGGUGCUGCUGCGCCUCAUCAAGCCCUACACUCGCAUCCGCAUCCCCUUUGUCUCCAAGGAGCUGAACAUCCCUGAGAAGGAUGUGGAGCAGCUGCUGGUGUCCUUGAUUCUUGACAACAGAGUGCAUGGCCACAUAGACCAAGUCAACCAGCUGCUGGAACUCGGUGACAGGUCGAGAGGUCAACGGACAUACACUGCCCUGGACAAAUGGUCUGCUCAGUUGCGGUCACUACACCAGACUGUGGUUAACAAGAUCGGUUGA